AUGGAAUCUCUGAUUCCUGUCAUUUCCAAACUUCAGGAUGUGUUCGCGACAAUUGGCAACAGAGAAGCUGAAGUCCAGCUGCCUCAAAUUGUCGUAGUCGGCUCUCAAGUGAGUUUUUGCCGCUUAAUUCAUGUAGUCUUAGAGUGCCGGCAAGAGUUCCGUGAUUGAAGGUAUUGUUGGUCGCGAUUUUCUGCCAAGAGGAACUGGAAUUGUGACCAGAAGACCUUUGCUACUUCACCUUGUUCAUGCUCCGUUUGAUGACAGCAGAAGAAAGGAGUCUGGUAUCCCGGCCAAAGACGAUUGGGCCGUGUUUGAUCACACUGGAAGCGACAUUUUUACUGAUUUCACUCAAGUCAGGAAGGAGAUUGAAGAUGAAACUGAUAGGUUUUGUGGUUCGAAUAAGGUCAGUUUUUCAUUAGUUUUUUCGAUUUUAGGUAAUAAUUAGAUUUUAAAGGAUAUUGAUCUGUAUAGAGAGACAGAACGUGAAUGUUUUUAAGAUCAUAACAUUUAGUUUAUGUUAAUUUCAGGGAAUCUCCGAUAAGCCCAUAACCCUGAGGAUAUUCUCUCAUCGUGUAGUCAAUCUGUCUUUAAUCGAUCUUCCUGGGAUAAUCAAGGUUCCCAUUGGAGACCAGCCUCAGGAUAUUGAAGAACAAGUCCGUAAAUUGAUAUUGAGCUACAUCACCAAUCCAAAUUCAUUAAUUUUGGCAGUAACAGCCGCGAAUCAAGAUUUUGCGACGUCUGAACCUUUGAAAUUGGCCAGAGAUGUAGAUAGAGAUGGAGAUCGUACGCUAGCAGUCUUAACUAAAUUGGAUCUUAUGGAUAGAGGAACAGAUGCCAUGGAGGUAUUGACUGGCCGGACAGUUCCUGUGAAGCUCGGUAUCAUUGGAGUUGUGAAUCGGUCUCAAGCUGAUAUUCAGGCUGACAAAUCCAUUGAAGAUUGUUUGAAAGAUGAAGCCAAGUUCUUGGCAAAGACUUAUCCUACCCUGGCGACGAGGAAUGGAAUUCAGUAUUUGUCAAAAACUUUAAACAGAGUAUGUUUACUUAAACUUAAAAACCUUAUGGUUUUUAUGUUUAGGUACGCAAUCUUUAUUAUUAUAAAAUGAAUUGCUGCCGUUUAAAUGUAAUUUUAAUAUACCCAAAGCUAUUUUCAGCUCUUAAUUCACCACAUUCGCGAAUGUCUACCUCAACUCAAAGUACGGGUGAACACGUUGAUGUCACAAUGCAGAUCGUUGCUCAAUUCUUACGGUGAACCAGUUGGUGAUAAGAGCAGGACCUUGUUGCAGUUGAUUAAUAACUUUGCGAACGCCUAUACCUCUACGAUUGAAGGCACUUCCAAAAACAUCGAGACUUCUGAAUUGAUUGGUGGAGCCAGAAUCUCGUACAUCUUUCACGGUACUUUUGUAGAAGCGUUGGAGCAAGUCGAUCCUAUGGAGAAGCUGAGCACUAUAGACGUUUUAACAGCCAUCAGGAACGCUACUGUAAGAAUUUUUGUUAUUUUUUUUGGAAUUUAUAAUAUUUUUUAACUUAAAGCCUUGUUUUGUUAAUUAAGACUUGUUUUUGAUACCUAAAAAUUGAUUUCAGGGCACAAAACCAGACCUGUUCAUUCCUGACGUUGCCUUUGAGCUGUUGGUGAAGAAACAAAUCGAACGACUUCAUGAGCCUUCUUUGUGUUGUGUCGAUAGAGUGUACGAAGAACUGAUGAGGAUCGUGCAACAAUGUGGCAUUGAUAUUCAACAGGAGAUGCAGAGGUUCCCAAGGUUGUACGAAAGGAUUCAUGAAAUUGUAUCCAGUCUGUUGUCUGGUCGGUUAGGAUCUACGAAACAGUUUGUAAAGGACCUGGUACGAAGUGAGAUGGCCUACAUUAACACGAAACAUCCGGAGUUCGGAGAGAUGUCGCUAGUUGAGUCGAUGAGUUCAACAGCUCUUAUUCAGAGAAGUCAAGUUCAAGUUGACGGAAAAGUGGCACCAUCACCUGAUGUAAGGCAUUUCAGAUGUUGCUUUUGAGAGGAUAUUAUUUUCCGUUGGGUUGAGUGCUAAUUUGUUAACAUUCAUCUAUAGUUUUAUAUAAUAUAUAUUUCAGAGUGGCAGCCUGGCUCCUCAACCAGAACUGAACGGUAAUGCUGGUACCGCCAAUCAGCCUAACUACUCUGCUGUCGCUGGAGAAGUGAUUCAAACGGCUAAUGCUGUUAUCAAUGGAUCUCCUACUAAACAAGCUGGCAGUUAUAUUGGAUCGUGGUUGUUCAACCGUAACCUACCUCAUCAGAAUAACGUAGUUACCACAAAGGCCAACUCAAUUCCAACGACACAAACUAUCGAGCGGAAUCUGACCAGGAAUCUCACAGCCAAAGAACAAAAGGAGUACAUGAUGUUUGGUAGGCUAUUUAAAACUGUAGUAAACCUUAGUUUGAGCUUUUUCAAUCACAUUUUAUUAGUUUUAAGUUUUUUAAUAAAAUAUUGGUUUCAGAGCGCCUGAUCAGGUCGUACUUUGCCAUAGUAAGGAAGAAUAUACAGGAUUUAGUGCCAAAGGGCAUUAUGAGGUUCAUGGUUAACCAUGUCAAGGAGAACUUACAGAGUGAAUUAGUACAACAAUUGUACAAAGAAAAUGAGCUCGACGAUUUGUUAGCUGAAAGCGAACUUAUGGCACAGCGACGGAAAGAAUCGGCCGAAAUGCUAGCGGUAAGCAGUAGUUUUACAUUUCACCACGGGUUUUACUUUGUGUUUCAAAGUCGCAUUUUACCAUGGUUUACCUCAAGAAAAAUUUGACAAAUUGAUAAAACAUUUUUAUACUAGUAAUAUGUCUGAUUUCAGGCUCUACAAAAGGCAGCCCAGAUGAUUAGUGAAGUUCGCGAGACACAUUUGUGGUAA
Messenger RNA from Bursaphelenchus okinawaensis, 2865 nucleotides. Lineage: Eukaryota; Metazoa; Nematoda; Chromadorea; Rhabditida; Aphelenchoididae. The record is from the annotation of a GenBank genome assembly.